AUGGAGGAAACCCGAAUAAAGGCGUAUAAGUUUGCCUCCUAUGCGGCAAUAACGUUUUCUGUGGUUUCCGUAUUGUCCGUAUGUAUUGCAUUGCCGAUGAUCCACAAUUAUGUUAAUCAGGUGCAAUGGCAAAUGAACAAUGAACUCAGAUACUGUCAGGGAUCCGCUAAAGACAUUUGGUCUGAAGUAGGAGCUCUGAAGCGAUUCGACGCUGUCAGAAAUCGUACCGCAAGAGCAGCGAGCUACAAUUGUGAUGAGUGUUGUACUGGUGGUGAGCCUGGUCCAAAAGGUCCACCUGGUCGUCCAGGAAAACCUGGAAAACCCGGAGCACAAGGACCACCAGGAAAACCAGGCAAACCAAAUCUUGAACCAUGUGUUCCAAUCACACCACCACCAUGUAAACCAUGCCCAGAAGGACCACCUGGCCCACCCGGCCCACCAGGACCAAUAGGUGAUCCAGGACCAGACGGUCUUCCAGGUUUGGAUGGAGCUGACGGUCCUCCAGGUCCACCAGGAGCAGCUGGUGAAAUGGGCUUACAAGGUGCUGUUGGCAUGCAAGGGCAGAUGGGAGAACGUGGUGAGGAUGGAGUUAGCGAAGUAAUCAUAGGAGAGGCUGGGGAAGCUGGUGAUAUGGGACCACCUGGCCCACCAGGUCCUCCAGGACCAGAAGGACCUUGCGGUCCACCAGGGCCACAAGGA
Messenger RNA from Enterobius vermicularis (human pinworm), 699 nucleotides. The record is from the annotation of a GenBank genome assembly. Lineage: Eukaryota; Metazoa; Nematoda; Chromadorea; Rhabditida; Oxyuridae.